AUGGCGGAUACCGUUGAGGAAAGCAAGCAAUCCGUCGCUGGAGAGGGACAGGCCAACGCCAGCGCCGGAAUUGGAGGCAAAGGCAGCGCGGAGAGUUCGAGUAAGAAAACCGAGAAAAAGGCGCCGAAGAAGUUGGGCGGAAAAAAGCAGCAGCAGCCCACUCCUGAAGCAACGCCAUCCCCCGAAAGUGAUGCUGAAGGAGAGGCUGAGAAGGAUGCAGAGACCAAAAAGACGUCCAAACCCGCCGACGACUCGGACAAUGAGCCGCAACCACAGAAGGAGAAGUCGCAAUCACGCCGCCGCCAAUCCCGUGGCCGUGGACGACGAGGUGCCGAUUCCGACUCCGAAUCUGUGGCCCGCUCCGACGUGUCCGCUUCCGGAGGCCGUCGCAACCGCCAGCGCCAGAAGAAGCAGGGCGGCGGUGGAGGUCCUCUGGGCGACAUCACCGAGAACGUUCCCGGCGGCGAGCUCGUUGGCGGUGCCGGCGACAUGGUACAGAACACGGCUGGAAACGCUGUGAACCAGGUCGGCGACACUGCUGGCAAAGCGCUCGGCGGCCUGACGGGCGGCGGCGGCGAUGACGAGGGCGACAGCAAAGGCGAGCAGCUUCGUCUGAGGCUGGAGCUCAACCUCGACAUUGAGAUCCAGCUCAAGGCCAAGAUCCACGGUGAUCUGACGCUCGGAUUGCUCAACUGA
Periconia digitata is the source of this 696-nucleotide messenger RNA. NCBI's taxonomy places the organism in Eukaryota, Fungi, Ascomycota, Dothideomycetes, Pleosporales, Periconiaceae. The record is from the annotation of a GenBank genome assembly.